Neodiprion virginianus is the source of this 814-nucleotide messenger RNA. RefSeq names its product autophagy protein 12-like (gene Atg12). Gene Ontology annotation, cellular component: Atg12-Atg5-Atg16 complex; cytoplasm; phagophore assembly site membrane. Lineage: Eukaryota; Metazoa; Arthropoda; Insecta; Hymenoptera; Diprionidae. The record is from RefSeq and is a predicted model, not a curated record. The coding region runs from base 236 to 673 and encodes 145 amino acids. Gene Ontology annotation, biological process: C-terminal protein lipidation; autophagosome assembly; autophagy of mitochondrion. The transcript has 5 exons.
CAGUCAUUGCAGUACUGGGUAGAUAACCGUGGCCAGCUUUGUCAGACGAGUUUGAUUUGGUUAGGAUUUGAGGGUGUGAGAGGGGUGAGAGGUGCUCCACGGUCAAAUAUCUAACGCGUCAACUCAUAUUUUCCAGCGAUCUAGUCGCCGCAAUUAUGUGAAACUACAAGGUGCUUGCGAAUAAAAGCACCAAAGAUCAACAAACGCUUGUUCCGCCCUUUGAGGCUCGAUUGGGAUGGCUGAUAACGAAGAGGACAGUCUGCCAGCUGUCGAGGUGCCGGAGAAUGAGGAUCAGGCCGGAGACGCGCCAAGCGAAAGCGAUGUUCCGCAAAGUCUGGAGCCAAUUUCUUCGGACACAAAUUUGGGGCCCAGCGAUCAGUCCCAAACAGUGGCAAAUAAGGAUUUGGCUAAAAUUGACGUCUACUUGAAGGCGACAGGCAAUGCGCCGAUCAUGAAGAGAAAGAAAUGGACCGUCAGCCAGGAUCAGCACAUUGGCUGGAUAGCAGAGUUCAUUAAGAAAUAUUUGAAACUUGACCCAAAUGAGAGAUUGUUCCUGUAUAUUAAUCAAACGUUUGCACCAGCACCCGACCAGACUGUUAAAAACCUGUACGAUUGCUACGGUAUCGAUGGAAAGCUAGUAAUUCACUACUGCAAAUCUCACGCCUGGGGAUGAACUUUGUUCUGAGCAUUUAAGAAGGAGCUAACAACGAAAUGAUGGGACUUUUGAGUAGCAGCCAACCAUCACUGGGGUUUUCACUGGCUCCAUGAACUCCAUAUUAUGAUAGAAGUUUAGCCUGAGUGAGAAAGUAAAAAG